Molecule: messenger RNA, 904 nt
Organism: Misgurnus anguillicaudatus (oriental weatherfish)
Lineage: Eukaryota; Metazoa; Chordata; Actinopteri; Cypriniformes; Cobitidae
Gene: ccl35.1
Product: chemokine (C-C motif) ligand 35, duplicate 1
Biological process (GO): immune response
Cellular component (GO): extracellular region
Molecular function (GO): chemokine activity
Source: RefSeq, a predicted model, not a curated record
UUUUCCUAAACAAGACUAGAAGGUCAAAAGCCAAUGUGGGUGACUGCAGAUACUGGACUUUCUUGUUGUGUGGGAGAAUUUGAAUCAAAAUCCCCCUUUACAACCUAAGGGUUCUCCCCUAUAGACAUCUCUAUAAAACGGACAGCCAGGACAUCAGUGAAUCACACAACAGCAAGUUGAACUUGAGAGCUUCACAUCAUCAACUAACUGUCUGUUUAUCCAGUCCAACAAACAAACGACCAAUAUGACCGCCUCUCGCCUUGUCGUUUUCUCCGCAAUUCUGAUGAUUCUGGGUGCCAUCACCAUCAGUGAAGGUAUGCGUAUUGGACCAAAGAGAUGCUGUUUCUCUUUUCAAUCGCGUCAAGUGCCAAUCAAACAAAUUAUCGGCUACAGCAUGACAAGCCAGCAGUGCCCAAUGCAAGCUGUGUUGUUUAAGACAAAACGAGGAAGCCAGAUAUGUGCCAAUCCCACCGACUCUUGGGUACAGAAGCACAUGGAGACCUUUAACAGCAAGCCCGCAGGAGCCCAGGGGACCCUGUAACCAUGGUGACCUGCAUCCUCCACCUCUUUCAAAAUUUUGGAAGAACAGUGCAAUAGGCACUCACCGACAAAUGCAUUGUCACUAAUAAUUCAGCAUAUUGAAGCUAUGGGUUUAACAGUCCAAAAAAUGUACCUUUUCUUUGAAUAAUUUUCUUUUGGAUUUAUCUUGCAUUUGUCCUACUAAUAUAUGCUAGCUGCUGAAAGAUACAGUAUUUUAGUUAUAUAUAGCUACAUAUUUAUAUAUAACACAAAAAAAUUGAUAAUAAAGAAAAUGUUUUUUUUUUCAUGUUGUGUAAUUUAAGGCAAAGCAAUAUAAGGUUUGUUUAUGUAACUCUAAAAUGUAUUGCUACAAAUGUAUUCACAA